GACUAUCAUGCGCAACAGUCUGUUUGACCUCGGGAUGAUUCAGGAGACGAAUGAGAGAACCUGGUGGGACGCCUCGCUGCCGGGGGAUGAAGACGACCAAUAUUACGGUGUUUCGAAGAACGGAAGUAGAUCAUCUCCAUCGAAACAGAGAGGUGGCGGAUCUGGAUUAUUACGCGGCCCACCACGAGCAGGAGUGUCCAACAUCAGUGUCAUUAGAUCACCCACACGACCUGGUCGUCGUACAUCGGACCACGCGCCUGCCGCAUCUUCACCAGGAACAAGAACUCCACCACGACCACCACCGCAGCUCUCUCCGGAGGAGCAAGCAGUGCUAGCCAUGCAGGAGCAGGUGACAAAAUUGACGACGCAGCUGACCGACAAGCUUCAAAACAUCUCCAUCCCCGGUGGACAACCCGCGGUGAUGGAAAGCUUCGGCACAAAUCGGUCGAAGACGUUUCACGACCUGCUACUCGAUCCGGAUGUGGAUGUAGACGAAGAAGACCGAAUCAGCAACUACACACAGCUGACCAGCCAGCGGUACUUGCUGAAGCACGGCCAUUUGGUGAAAGAAAGAAAGAAAAGGACGGGCGGGCGACUGAAGAGGAGGAAGCAGAAGUACGCUUUCGGAAAGCUGGCAACGGUAGG
This is a messenger RNA of Amoebophrya sp. A120, 645 nucleotides long. The record is from the annotation of a GenBank genome assembly. Lineage: Eukaryota; Dinophyceae; Syndiniales; Amoebophryaceae.